AUGAAGUGAACUCUGAUAUAUGGCGAGCCUUAAGAGGGAUACUCGCCUCACGCCCUGGCAGAGCACCCUCUGUGGAGGGAUAGCUGGGGUGGCGAGCCGGACACUCACUGCUCCCCUGGAUGUAGUGAAGAUUCUUAGCCAAGUGGGCACUUUCCACACCAAACAGGGUUUCGCCGGCACUUUCAAGCUGCUGUGUAAGGCGGAAGGUGUGCGAGCUUUGUGGAAAGGUAACCUCACUGCCUGUGUGCGCCUCUUUCCCUACAGUGCUGUGCAGCUGGCCGCCUAUCGCAGGUUUACUUUGCUGUUUAUGGAUGAUUUGGGACGGAUUUCAAAAUGGCAAGCUAUAGUAUCAGGUGGCCUGGCUGGAGUGGUUGCAGCAGUUGUUAUCUAUCCUACUGAUAUUGUCAAGACAAGGCUAAUAGUUCAGAACAGCCUAGAACCCACAUACAGAGGGAUAAUACAUGCUUUGUGUUCUAUAUAUUAUCAAGAAGGAUUCCGCUCUCUCUAUAGAGGGAUUUCACUAACUGUUCUUGGAGCAAUACCUUUCUCAGCAAGUUUGUUCUUUAUGAAUAUUAGCUUGGAUAGAAUCUGGCAGGAACCUGGUGUUUGCUUAUCUCCCCUUCAGCAUUUUGCCAAUGGCUGUUUGGCGGCGGCAGUAGCACAGACUAUGUCCUUCCCUUUUGAAACUGUAAAAAGAAAAAUGCAGGCACAAAGCCAGUUUCUUCCUCACUGUGGUGGAGUUGAUGUCCAUUUUAAUGGGAUGCUCAAUUGUUUUAGGCAAAUUGUAAAGACAAAGGGAGUGCUGAGUCUUUGGAAUGGUCUUACUGCCAACAUCCUAAAGGUGGUGCCCUAUUUUGGUCUGAUGUUCAGCACAUAUGAAUGUUGCAAGAGGUUUUGUCUGUAUCAGAAUGGUUAUAUUAUAUCUCCCCUGGGUUACCAGCUAACCCCUGGUGUAGACCAGAGUCUUCGACCUCAAGAAUUGCAGGAGCUACGCAAAUUUCUAAGAGCCAAGGACUUUGCAGCCAGAAAACCAUCACUAAAGAGCUGAUUGUGGACAAAAAUGUUACAGGAGAAGACAUAUGCCGAAAGCAGGCCACAGAUCAACAGUUUCUAGCUGUGUUUAGAACCAACUUUGCUUGUAAAGUGCUGCCGUGAAAACCACCACUGGUUUGGGUGAUUAAACUCUGUUGUAAUCUCAUAAUAGUCAAAUGACCUGGAAAAUCAAACUGAAUGAUGGCCACAUUCGGCACUGGUAGGUAAUGAGUCGGCCUAGAAUUGCAUAGUCCCCACGGUUGCCCAUAUUAUAUUUAAAUGAUACAGUUGUGCAGCUAGUGGGCUGAUCAACAGGAUAACUACAAUCUGGCCUUCCAUUCAUGUAACUGUUAUAACAUAUAACACUAAUAUCUGCAUGAUCUUCCUUUGGGAUGAUUGGUCUGUUAUAUAGACUAUGUGCAGCUAGUGCAAAAACAUUGAAUAAUGCUUAAGAUGCCUCAGGUUGAUACAUACAGUAUAAAGUUUGUGUAUGUACUGUAUGUGCUUAAGUGUUGAAACUAAUAGCCAUGAUCCCCUUUAAUAUUAUAUAAAAUGUGUUACAGGAUCUUUGUUUUAUGUUUAGAAACACAUGUUUAAAUUCUUUGGAUUUGAUUUUUUUUUGUUUUGUUGUGUUUCAUCCCUGUGAAGUAAAGUGGAUCUGGUGUAAAGUAACAGAUCCUGGAAGUAAGGGCCUAGUACAGUGCUCACUUGCUUGUGUACAACACCCUAUGGCUUGAGUACAGCAACAGCUGUGCAGCCUUCAUUUUUUUUUUUAAUCCCUGACCUAGUGAAUGCUCUUCGCCAGUAAGGUUUCCAGCAUUCAGUAGUCAGAUUUAGUUCCUCUCAUCAUCUGUUGAAAGCUAUUAAUCUCUCUGCAAGCCAAAGCGAAAUGUGUGUAAUGUCAAAUCCAUCCCUUGGUAUCAGAGCAGGGUCAGCCUGCUAAGAACGGAUUCGCUUUACUACAAUGUGAUCUUGAAAGUUUGAAGCAGCACACGUGCCUUUUUAGGAACAAUACUCCAAGGAUCCAGUGACCACUUUGGCAUGAUACAAACAUUUAAAUAGGAAUGCAAACCAGGAUAUACAAAAUCCAGUAUCUUCUACCAGAUUUCAUGAAAUGUAUUAUUUUUGAGGGGUUAUAGCAUUUUUUGUAUAGGGAGAGCCAAAGCCUCCUUCUGCCCUCCAGUUUUUUUUUUUUAAAGAUCAGGUCUUGUGGAUUCAAAGCCAUGCAAGAUAGAGUAUGCAGUAUUCUAGAUUAUUCAUAAAUCAGAUUCUUGUACAUCAUCUUAAGGACUACUAUACAUUUAUUUUGUAUUGUACUUUUACAUAUUUAAUUUAUUAACAGGCACACACCCCAUGAAAGUUUGACUAGUUUAACAGGCAGUUUUUGGAUUUUCAUAAUUUGCCAUUGUCUCUAAUGUUGGCUGGCCACAUACUUUCAUACCAGUGCCCAUAGCCCUUCCAUUGUUGUAUUACCCUUUUACACAGGUUUUAAGGCCUUUGGGAUUCAAGGGAGUUAGCAGUCCAACAUGAAAACAUUUGCAAAAUGUCUCUGCCGUGUUGAUUACCCACACAAUUUGGGAACCUCUGCCUUUCCAAGGAUGCAAAAUAAGGUAUCUGGAGACAUGGCCCAUCAAAAAUGACCAUAAAUGUAAUUUCACAUAGCAGGGACAUUUUCCUAGGUUUAUACCUAGUCUGCCAUACCAAGUAUUCCCCUGGCACAAUGUAGAAAAAGUUUUGCAGGUAUAAUUGUACUGGUAAACCAAUCCAACAGUUUUAAAAGUAAUGUCAACUGAUAGAUGAUUUUUUCCUAAGCGACUUUACAAUUAAAAUGUUUAGUUAUUUUAAAGUUAUUUGUUAAUUAAUUUUGCACUGUAGUUUCUUUUUCUCCUUUGCUAUAGUCUUCUCAGUUUCCCAGGCUAAAGAAAACAAUGUAUCAGAAAUCAGAUCUUCUUUUAAAACUCCAGAGUGAGUUGCAGCAUGACACAAAAGUGCUUUCUGAAUGAGCACUGAGGGGUGUGAUUUUCUGCCCUUUAGCAACCUAGCAUCCGGGGUCCUCCUUAAUGUCCCCUUUAAAGCAUUUUUCAUGCAGUGAAAAUGCUUUUAGAAUAAUAUAUCUUUAUCAUGCAAGAGUCAUCACUUAAUUUUGUAAUUCCCUUCCACUCAGAUGUUAUCGCUUUAUAUUGUACAUCCCUUAUGUGAAGAAGUUUCAUGCAUCUGUGGAUAACACUUGAUAUCUUGGUUCAAAAAACAAUACAGAUGCGUAGAAGUGGGCACAUUGCUUUUUUUGCAAAAUCUAUUUUACAGCAGCACGAUCCGCUUCAUGGCAACUAGGGUUGUUGCCGAUAUCUCACGGGGGGAAAUCCUCACCCAAAAAAAUUAUAAUGGCAGCUCCCAGUUACAAGUUAGCACAGCAGUGUGCAGUCUCAUCUGUGUCCUACCUCAUUUCUCCUGGAAUUAUUAUUUGUAAUAAUCUCAGGGGGAAUUUUAUUACAUAUAGUAUUAUGUAAUAGUUUUAUAUAUGCUAAGAAUAAUUGUAGUUUUAGAAUAUCUUAAGCACAAAGGCUUUUGUGGCCACUUUAUAACUUUAAAACUUUUUCUUGAAAGCUGCUAAAUAUUCUGUCAUACAGACCUAAUUUUUUUUUUUGUAUUUCUAUUACUUAGUUCUAUAUAAACUCAUGAUCACACAGGCAUUGUUGAACGCUGCAUUGACCUUGCUUCAUGUUCAAAACAUCCCAUGUAAUAAUGCCCUUACAAUAUAUGUUUAAUGCUACUAGAAAAAAAGUGGCUGAAACUGCUUUUGCCAUCUCCCAUUGACUUCAGUGGAAAAGGGACAUUGUGGAAAUGUAAUUACAACCUUCUGUAUAAUGGCUUUCUGGAUAAAUAAUGCCAUACCAGUACAUAUAUUUUCUUUAGCAUGGUCUGAACUUCAAACUGUAUUGUGUAAUAAACUAUAGCUAUAUAUUUGUUCUAAUUAUAUACUGCAAAGUGUAUCUUUAUUACACAAUGAUAAAGUCUUUAUUAAAUUAAAAAGUUUUAUUAAAAAGUGA
This is a messenger RNA of Xenopus tropicalis (tropical clawed frog), 4079 nucleotides long. RefSeq names its product solute carrier family 25 member 43 (gene slc25a43). Gene Ontology annotation, biological process: transmembrane transport. Bases 20 to 1048 code for a protein of 342 amino acids. The transcript has 5 exons. Gene Ontology annotation, cellular component: membrane; mitochondrial inner membrane. The record is from RefSeq and is a predicted model, not a curated record. NCBI's taxonomy places the organism in Eukaryota, Metazoa, Chordata, Amphibia, Anura, Pipidae.